Messenger RNA from Aspergillus aculeatinus CBS 121060, 532 nucleotides. RefSeq lists its product as uncharacterized. The transcript is spliced from 2 exons. The record is from RefSeq and is a predicted model, not a curated record. Lineage: Eukaryota; Fungi; Ascomycota; Eurotiomycetes; Eurotiales; Aspergillaceae. Bases 144 to 443 code for a protein of 99 amino acids.
AGAGGUGGUAUAUAUACCUUAAUCUAGGAUGUCGACGGUGAUGCCUCGCAUUGGUUGCUAUAAUCGCCAGUAUCAGGCUGCCAGAUUUCCAACUUCAAGGGGUCCUAUACGAAUGGUCGAUAUAGGUAAGACAGCCCUUUAUCAUGCGGUCAAUGGGCGGUGCCCAGAGGUGCAGUGCAGUGCCAGUGCUUCGCAACAGCUUCCCGAUCUGGAAUAGACUCGCAUGCGUGGCGGGGAGGAAGGAUUACACGAGCACUGCCUGCCGGAUGGCAACUUUUCUCGUCUUCCUAUUAUUCUGCUGUCAAACUGGUCGCAUAAUGAGCACAACAAGGCCAAAGCCCUGCAGGGAGACACUCUUAUCGUUGGUAUUGCUGCUAUUGCUGCCUGGGUUCAUGUCUGGAUCCACUCCAUGGCCUGACAAUGGAACCAUUUCCCCGAUCUGACUAAAGCCCUCGGGAUGAUCGGAUCGUCUCCUGAUUUUGAGCGGAGACUCACCUCUGUCUACUUAUACCGUGUAAAAUGCCGGUUCAUA